CUCAUAAGAUUCCUGGGCCACCUGCCAGGAAUGCCAGCAGUCCGGGUACACACAGGAAGAGACUGAGGCUGCCUGUGACUAGAGGAUAAAUGUAACACAGCAGUCAAGGAAGCAAACACUUAUUACACUUAUAUUAUGAGGUUGCAGAACUGUUGUUUAAAAGUGAACUCAAUGACAUGGACUACAUAUGAAUAGAAGGACAUCAGAGAGAAGACAUCCAUCACGCUGGUGAUCCUCUCCAGACUCAUCCAUGGAAGCCAAGAUAUUGCUGCUGUUCCUCCUUUAUAACACUUUAAACGGGGAAUUGAAUAACUCUCAUAUACGACAGAAAAGAGGAAUCUUGGAACUAGCUGGAGUUGUUGGAUGCGGAACGGGAAGAUCUGCUUUGCUGUAUGUUGGAUAUGGGUGCUAUUGUGGGCUAGGAGGAAAAGGAAAACCAGUAGACCAGGCAGACAGGUGCUGUAAAAUACACGACUGCUGCUAUGGAGAUGCAGAAUAUGCUGGUUGCAAUAUAAAGACCGAUGGAUACAACUGGAGUUGUAGCAAUCGCUUUAUAAAAUGUAAUUACACAAAGGACUGGUGUCAAAGAAAGUUAUGCCGUUGUGACAAAGAAUUAGCAUUAUGCCUCAGGAGAGCACCUUAUAAUGCCAAGUAUGCACUCUAUCCCAAUUUCUUAUGUGGGCAGAGUCAGUCCUGCCGAUAUUACAGGAAAUAAUGCAUGGGUGAUGUCAUAGGAACAACCCCAAAUCGGUUCAUCUACACAGCAAGUCCCAGCCACUAUGCAGGGCCCCAGAGGGAUAUAUAUCAGUGGUGAAGUUGAAAAAAACCCUGUGAACUGUGAGAUUGUUCCUUCUAGAAGGCUUUACAUUGAUAAGUCAGUGCUUUUGUACAGUUUUAUGUCAAGUUUAGGUAGCAUGGAGUGGCAGCAGUGGUUUUGUACUAUUAUAUUUAGGAAAUAAAGGUAAUCCUAUAGAUUAAAAAAACACUUGAUAAUUUAUGAGUUAAUUUCCAACAAGAUUUAUUUCUUGCAUCCAGUAUAUGUUCUCCUUGGUCAACAAUUUGAAAAAUAAGGCUUGUUUCGAAAAAGUAUUUUUUUUGGCUGACCCUAUAUACUUAGCGUUGGAGUGCACUGGGUAGAGAAGCGUUGCAUACUUAAACAGCUAUCCAUCUUUACACUAGUAAAUCUGGAUUAAUCCACACAGAUACUUCUUUGCUGUGUUUAGAAAAAGAUUCCACCACCUUUGACAGGCAACCUGGAAAACCUGCCAUUUCUCUACACCAAAUGUUUCAUGUGUUCUAUUGGAGACCUCAUGCCACGCACUCCAGUGGUACCUACUGAACUUCUUCCUCUGGCUUGGCUGUGCAUUCACACUCCUUUCAUUUACUUAAUGCAAAAUCAGGUUUUGAUUUAUGCCCUUUUCACAUUAAAGGAGUAUGCUUACUCUUAAUCACCUUAAAGGACUUCGGACUGUCCCCCAUAUUUACUUAAGAGGCUAGUAUCCCUUUCAAACAUACGACCCAAGAAUUUCCCUGCUCAGACCCAGGUUUUUCACCUCUGAAAAAUCCUGGGUUUUUGAUGGAGACCCCCUUUCAUCCUACACCUGAGACCUGGUAAAUUCCCAGAUUAUCCCCUUUCAGACAAAAGCCUGGUCUGCCCAGGCAUUCUACAAGCCUGGUCUUCCAGGCUGCUCUCAUGUCAAACACACGUACACGUCAUAUACACACGUCACUCAUGCGGAUGUGGUAUAUAAGAUCUACAAUGUCUAGGUCGACAGUUAUUAGGUCAACACCAUAUCGUCGACACAGGAAAAAGGUCAACAGGUACAAAAGGUCAACACAUGAAAAAGUCAACAUGGAAAAUGGUAGACACAUAAUCCUCCUGAAGAAACCGCCGACAUAACUAGCGGAGAAAUGUGUUGAGGACUUAAUGCAGUGAGUCCGGUGCUGGACAUUACUCGCGCUAUAUGCUAUAUCAAACUGGUGCACGCUCUCUCCCUACCUUAUCAUCGCUGUGCUAAUAGGAGCCCCGUCAGCAGACGCGCUGUCACGGACCUGGUGAUUCCCCUCCAGACCAUCUAAAGAAGGGGGGUACACACAGCUGUCUGGAGUUUUCUUCUCUGCACUUGCCAUUGACGGGAACCAGCAUACUCAUUGGAAAUAAGUGAAAUACAUCUAUACCAACAGGGGUGAGCAUAAUGUACCUAUUGUCUCCAAUUACAAUUAAUUUGGACUUGCUAUUACAGCCCAUCAGUCUAACAAAUCUGGGACAAUAUCAGCAAUAAAUAUAUACGGACUUCAGCAUUAGUUUAUUAUAACCCAUAUACUCAGAUGAGUACAUUAUAAUAUUGCACUUA
Messenger RNA from Pseudophryne corroboree (corroboree frog), 2354 nucleotides. RefSeq names its product phospholipase A2-like. The record is from RefSeq and is a predicted model, not a curated record. NCBI's taxonomy places the organism in Eukaryota, Metazoa, Chordata, Amphibia, Anura, Myobatrachidae. The coding region runs from base 251 to 715 and encodes 154 amino acids. Gene Ontology annotation, molecular function: phospholipid binding; calcium ion binding. The transcript has 4 exons. Gene Ontology annotation, biological process: phospholipid metabolic process; arachidonate secretion; lipid catabolic process.